AUGAAGUCUCGAGCUCUGCAUCAAGUCGCCCUGAGGAGGGCUACACUUGCCAAACCACAUGUAACACCUCUCGCUUUUCGAUCAGCGAGUAGUGUAUCGCAGCGACCCAACUCGAACUUUGUCUCUUUUCCCGGUGCACUAAAGAGCGCUUUCACAAGCACGCUCAAAUUCGAAUCCCCCGAGUCGUACCCUGCCUUGUCGACGUAUCGCGUUGUAGACCAGCAUGGAGUAGUGGUGGAUGAAUCGUUCAAGCCAGAUAUCUCCGACGAGGAGGUUAUUCGCCUCUAUAAAGAUAUGGUGUUUAUCUCAAUUAUGGAUCUAAUAAUGUUUGAUGCGCAAAGACAAGGUCGAUUGAGCUUCUACAUGGUCAGCGCGGGCGAGGAGGCCGUCAGUAUCGGCAGCUCAAGCGUGUUAGACCCAGAGGAUGUCAUGUUUACACAAUAUCGAGAGCAGGGCGUUUUCAAAGAGAGAGGAUUUACAGCAACAGACUUCAUGAGUCAAUUGUUUGGUAACAUAAAGGACCCAAGUCGAGGACGCAGUAUGCCCGUCCACUACGGAAGUAAAGAGCUGAAUAUUCACUCCGUUUCAUCACCGUUAGCAACACAACUUCCUCAAGCUUCAGGAGCCGCAUAUGCUCUAAAGAUGCAAAAACUCCAGAACCCGAGUUCCAAGGCUCGUGUGGUUGCGGCAUACUUUGGUGAGGGUGCAGCGAGUGAAGGUGAUUUCCAUGCUGCUCUCAACAUCGCGGCUACGAGAUCUUGCCCCGCCAUCUUUAUCUGCAGAAACAACGGUUUCGCUAUCUCAACACCCACACUAGACCAAUACCGUGGCGAUGGUAUUGCCAGUCGUGGUAUUGGUUAUGGCAUUGAUACCAUUCGAAUCGAUGGUAACGAUAUCUGGGCAGUCCGAGAGGCCACUAAGAAAGCCCGCGAAAUGGCACUUGAAGACGGCGGCAAGCCGGUCCUAAUUGAGGCUAUGACCUACCGUGUUUCACACCACAGCACCUCUGACGACUCAUUCGCCUACCGUGCGCGUGUCGAAGUUGAAGACUGGAAGCGCCGCGACAACCCCAUCACACGCCUGCGCAAGUGGAUGGAGGCCAAGGGCAUCUGGGACGAGGCCAAAGAGAAAGAGGCCCGAAGCGCUUUACGAAAGGAGAUUCUCAAGGCGUUUAGCGAAGCAGAGCGUGAAAAGAAGCCACCGAUUCGAGGCAUGUUUGAAGACAUGUAUGAGGAAAUGACAGAUGACUUGAAGGCUCAGAUGAAGGAGCUCAAGAGCAUGAUGGACAAAUACCCCGAGGAGUAUGAUGUCUCUGAGUUCGAGGGUGGUAAGGAUAGUUUGAACCCAUAG
Messenger RNA from Fusarium coffeatum, 1350 nucleotides. RefSeq lists its product as uncharacterized. The record is from RefSeq and is a predicted model, not a curated record. Gene Ontology annotation, biological process: branched-chain amino acid catabolic process. The transcript is spliced from 2 exons. The coding region runs from base 1 to 1350 and encodes 449 amino acids. Gene Ontology annotation, molecular function: oxidoreductase activity, acting on the aldehyde or oxo group of donors, disulfide as acceptor. NCBI's taxonomy places the organism in Eukaryota, Fungi, Ascomycota, Sordariomycetes, Hypocreales, Nectriaceae.